Messenger RNA from Rhineura floridana, 2440 nucleotides. It is a transcript of the gene PARVG, whose product is annotated as parvin gamma. Gene Ontology annotation, biological process: cell projection assembly; substrate adhesion-dependent cell spreading; actin cytoskeleton organization. The record is from RefSeq and is a predicted model, not a curated record. Gene Ontology annotation, cellular component: focal adhesion; actin cytoskeleton; cytoplasm. NCBI's taxonomy places the organism in Eukaryota, Metazoa, Chordata, Lepidosauria, Squamata, Rhineuridae. Gene Ontology annotation, molecular function: actin binding. The transcript has 13 exons. The coding region runs from base 256 to 1221 and encodes 321 amino acids.
UCAGGAAGUUGCUUUUAGCUGACUGCUCAUUUGCUUCUUUUAAGCAUCCUGUCUGAAAAAAGUUGCUGUAAUUUAAAUGUUGGGGGAUAUUUUAAUAUUUUUCUAAAAUGCCCACUGAACACUUUUUUUCUUUGGGACAAUUUCUCUCUUUGUUUUGUUUUCCAGCAGGAAAUAAAGCAGCCCACAUUCCCCGGUGAAAUCUUCAAAAGAGAAGUAAACCCAGACAUUGUUUCCUAGGAGAAGUAAACCAAAGCAAUGGAGACGGAACUCUGCAAGGCUUUCCCAGAGUUUGAAGUUAAUCCAUUUCCAGAAGAGAAGGACAUUGUUCCAGGAGGAAAAAGGAAAUACAUAAAACCACAUUCUCGAAAUGACCCUAAACUGGAAGCUCUGCAAACAUUCUUGAUAGACUGGAUUAACACAACCCUGAAGCAUGAACACAUUGUGGUGAAAAGCCUCAAAGAAGACAUAUAUGAUGGCUUAGUACUUCACCAUCUCUUAGAGAAACUUGGAUCCCUCACUCUGGAAGUAGAGAAGAUUGCAUUGACAGGAAAGAAACAAAGGCUUAAACUGGCAAUUAUUCUGCAAACUGUGAGCCAGUGUUUACAGCUAGAAGAAAGUGAACUGAAAUGGGACGUGGAUGCCAUCUUCAAUAAGGACUUGUUAAGUACAUUACAUCUUCUGGUGGCCAUAGCUGGACACUUCCAACCAGAGCUUGCUGUACCUCCAAAUGUUAACGUGGAUGUAAUAGACACAGAGUGUACCUCCAAUGGAUUAAAAACAGCAGAUGCAGUUGAGUACAUUACCAAGGGCAGGGGACCUGUAGAAAAAUGUUCAAAAGCUGAAAUCUUUGAUGAAUUAUUGACACGUGCACCAGAGAAAAUGGAUGCUGUAAAAGAGGUGUUUUUGAAGUUUGUCAACAGACAUGUUGGAAUAUUAGGACUGAAUGUGAAAGAUAUUGACUCUCAGUUUGCAGAUGGUGUUAUAUUACUCUUGCUAAUUGGGCAGCUUCAGGGCUGUUUCCUGAAUCUCGGACAUUUCUUUCUGAAUCCAGGUUCUCUUGCAGAAAUGGUACACAAUGUUAACCUUGCAGUAGACUUGCUGAUGGAUGGAGGCCUUCUGGAUGUUCCUAUCAACCCUGAAGAUCUGGUGAACGGAGAUGAGAAGGCCACGUUGCUGGUCUUGUACUGCCUGUUUUCCAGAUACAAGACCAAAGGGGCAUGAAGAGCCAAGAUCAAAAGGCCUAUGUCAUUUUUCCUAAUGAGUAGUGUAAUUCUCAAUGCCAAAAAUUGUUGGAUUAUUUGCCCUGAUACAUAUUGUACACCUAAAUGGGAAUAUGUAUAAGUAAAUGUUAGAAACUGACAUUUGGCAAAUGUUUACAUCUACUGGGAAUUGUGACGAUUUCAAGAGGAUCAGCAGGAAAUGUCAGAUAUGCUUUUAUCAUGAGACUUGCUUUUGGCAUUUACCCUGAUGGCAUAGUAAACAUUCUUUACCAGCAGAUGUCAGAAAUCAGGAUGACAUUUGGACAUUCACUGAAAGCACUUGGCUAGUUUUGACAUUUAAUGAUGAGUAUCAGAAUUUUAUAACGUUUUUCUCUGGAUCUCUGAAAAUCUUCAGAAUUACCUGUAAAUUUCAGCAUUUGCCAUUCAGUUAUAUGGACAUUUUGGUGAAUAGUGGUUUUAUAGCAUCAUAACUUGGUUGUCGUCGAUAAGAUACAGAUUUGCAUACCUGUAGAGUUCUUAGUUGAUGUGUAAUUUAUCUCUAUCAUUGAGGGUAAAUUAAAUAUACAAGAAUUUUUACAAGGAAAAUUACUCAAAAGGGGAGCUUUUCAGCUAAAACUGCGUAUGAAAAUUGCUAUAUAGUUUCAGCAUUUUGUUUGUAUCUAAAAUGUUUCUCCAUAGAUAUUGUUAAUUAAGAUGUGAAGAUCACAUUGCAAGGUUUGAAUUGCUUAUUUUCCAAAUACAAAGCUACAAAAAACUGAAAACAAAUAAUUGUAUACUUCAGUACAGCAGGAAUGGUGAAGCCGUGGCACUCUGCACCUCACUCCAGCUCCCAUCAGCCUCAGCCAGCAUGGCCAAGGAUCAGGGCUGAUGGGGGUGACGGUCACUGCUAAAUCUCUUCCAAACUCACAAGUGAUCAUUUAAGAAAGGGCUUCAUGGGAGAUGAAUUAGGCUCUGCACCUCACUCAAGAACUGUGGGCAUUUUCAAGGUUCAGACUAAUUUUGCAAAAAGUGGAGGAAAGGUGUCAAGUUCAGAGCUGCAAAUGGAUCUAUAUUUGAUUAUAUUGAUUCUCAUGUUGUGACGAGCCUUCUGCAUGAUUUCUCAUACCACUUGAUCCUAGUGCCAAGAGAUCAAAUGAAGAAUUGUCUUAAUUUAUUGGCUUUGCCUGUGUUCAGAAGAAAAAUAAUAACAUUGAGGUAUACCUGAAGUAUAAAUGGAUCAG